AUGGGUUCGAAUUUUCUUUACUCCAUAGAUCUAAACGAAGAUCAAAACCAUCACGAACAGCCCUUUUUCUAUCCUUUUCGAUCCUCUUCGUCUAUUCUUCAUAACCAGCAUCAUCAUCACCACCAUUAUCAAGUUCCCUCUAAUUCUUCAUCAUUCAUUUCUCUAUCCUCUUACCCCCCUUCCUUGAUCAACUCUCAUGAAGAUCAGCAUGUAGCCAAUAACAAUACUUAUCAUGCUGAUCAUCUCCAUCUAUCUCAACCUCUCAAGGCCAAGAUGUUUAACGGUGGAUCAUCAUCAUCAGACGAUCACACGGUACCAAAGAAUGAGAGAAGACUUAAACUAGCGAUAAGGAAAAAAGAUCAUCACGAAGACCAAACCGAUUUUCUUCAUCAAAGCCCGACAAACCCCAACUCAGGCUCGGACAAGUGGUUAAUGUCCCCAAAGAUGCGUUUGAUCAAGAAAACAAUCACCAACAACAAACAGACGUCCAUUGAUCACACUAACAGCAGUACUAAUAAUCAAAAUAAUUAUAAAGAAGAUCACUAUCCUUUAGAUCAGAAAACUAGUUUCGAAGAAUAUCACGAUGAAGAACUCAAGAGAGUAUCAAGCAAAAAAAAAGUCUCAAGGAGGACGACUACGGCCGCCACCACAGAAAAUCGCUAUAAUACAAUCAACGAGAAUGGUUAUUGUAAUAACAACGGUGUGAUUAGGGUUUGUUCGGAUUGUAACACCACCAAGACUCCUCUUUGGCGAAGUGGGCCUCGAGGUCCCAAGUCUCUUUGUAACGCGUGUGGCAUAAGACAAAGAAAGGCUAGACGGGCCGCACUGGCUGCAGCCACAGCUGCGAGCAACGAUCAAGAGGUGGUGGUGGCGCGGCUUCAACAAUUACCGGCGAAAAAGAAGUUGCAAAACAAGAAAAAGCGAUCUAGUGGAGGUGACAAAUACAAUCUCUCUCCCCCAGUGGUGGCGAAGACAAAAAAGUGCAAGUUAAAAGAAGAAGAGGAUGCCACCGGAAUGAUUGUCAGAGAUUCAGGGAUCAGCAAAUCAACAACUUCCUCUGAUUCUUCAGUUUCAUUGAACAAAUUUUGCUUCGAUGAUUUGAGGAUAAUGUUGAGAAAAAACUCAGCUUAUCAACAAGUGUUCCCACAAGAUGAGAAGGAAGCUGCUAUAUUACUCAUGGCUCUGUCGUAUGGAAUGGUUCAUGGUUGAUCAGAUAAUGACAGCAUCUUCUGAUUACAAAAGAGGUUUAUUUAUAGUCAUAAAUAUAUAUACCAUAGUAAUCUUUUUAUAUCUAAAUCUUGGAGUGAUUGUGGCUUUUGCAGCUGGUCUAGUAUGAGCA
Molecule: messenger RNA, 1339 nt
Organism: Eruca vesicaria subsp. sativa (arugula)
Lineage: Eukaryota; Viridiplantae; Streptophyta; Magnoliopsida; Brassicales; Brassicaceae
Source: the annotation of a GenBank genome assembly